Molecule: messenger RNA, 727 nt
Organism: Rhinopithecus roxellana (golden snub-nosed monkey)
Lineage: Eukaryota; Metazoa; Chordata; Mammalia; Primates; Cercopithecidae
Product: telomerase RNA component interacting RNase-like
Exons: 2
Coding region: 12-554 (180 amino acids)
Molecular function (GO): 3'-5' exonuclease activity; 5'-3' exonuclease activity
Source: RefSeq, a predicted model, not a curated record
UUCUUAAACCUAUGAUUCUCGACAAAAUGGCUGCCCGAGGGAGACGGGCGGAGCCUCCAGCCCGGGAGGCGCCGGGCCCCGCGGGCGGUGGGGGUGGCGGGAGCCGUUGGGCUGAGUCGGGACCGGGGACGUCGCCCGAGAGCGGGGACGAGGAGGUGUCGGGCGCGGGUUCGAGCCCCGUAUCGGGCGGCGUGAACUUGUUCGCCAACGAUGGCAGCUUCCUGGAGCUGUUCAAGCGGAAGAUGGAGGAGGAGCAGCGGCAGCGGCAGGAGGAGCCGCCCCCGGGUCCGCAGCGACCCGACCAGUCGGCCGCCGCCGCUGGCCCCGGGGAUCCGAAGAGGAAGGGCGGUCCGGGCUCCACACUUAGCUUCGUGGGCAAACGCAGAGGCGGGAACAAACUAGCCCUCAAGACGGGAAUAGUAGCCAAGAAGCAGAAGACGGAGGAUGAGUGGCAGCGGUGGCAGCCUUCCCCGAGAGGACUUAAAAGCAGAAGCAAACCGAGAUGCUUCCCGCAGCCGUGGACGAUUCUCCAGGACUCUUUUUCUUUACCUUGAGCACUUGCCUCGUGAGACUUCAUAGAACAGUGGUUUACUGUCCCCCCUUCUCACCUCCUCAUUCUCUCUGGCUCUUUCUCUCUUCCUCUUCUCACCCUCCUCCCUCCCCUUAGCCAUCACUUCUGGGAAGUAAAGAACUUGACUUAGUGCCGGAAAAAAAAAAAAAAAAAAAA